Molecule: messenger RNA, 2808 nt
Organism: Anguilla anguilla (European eel)
Lineage: Eukaryota; Metazoa; Chordata; Actinopteri; Anguilliformes; Anguillidae
Product: protein phosphatase 1 regulatory subunit 12B
Exons: 12
Coding region: 163-1227 (354 amino acids)
Cellular component (GO): A band; Z disc; cytoplasm
Molecular function (GO): phosphatase regulator activity; protein kinase binding; enzyme inhibitor activity
Source: RefSeq, a predicted model, not a curated record
GGGAGGGGAGGGAAGGGCGAGAUGGGUUGGGGUGAGGAGUAGGUGGACCUCCUCUUCCUCCUCUUUCUCAGUGGCCCGCACAGACGCUGUUUUACUGGCACGGUUGGCUCUCUUUCCGGCUCUCCUCCAGCGGCCUCAGCCCUUCGACUUUCAGCUGUGACAAUGCAAGCCUGCCUCCCCAGGUCAUAUCUCACGCCGGUAAGGGAUGAGGAGGCGGAGUCUCAGAGGAAGGCGAGGUCACGGCAGGCACGGCAAACCCGGCGCUCAACACAGGGUGUGACUCUUGCUGAGCUGAAGGAGGCUCAGAGGACCUUCAGCUUGUCCCCGUCGGACAGACAGAAACAGAAAGAUGAUGCGGAGAGGAGGGGUACAGAAGAGAAGGGGGAGACACGGACCACCCCGGCCUGCUUCAGGGACCAGCAGGACCGCAGCCCCGCGUGGAGCAGGGAUGUUGACGAGCUUGGGAACCGCAGGCUCAGGCUGGGGACCCAGGCAGAGAGCCCCACCACGCCCCUCACGUCUCCAUCCGCCAGCAGCCCGGGCUCCCUUCCCCCCCGUGGCCUGACCCACUGGGCUUCUUCCAGGGGGCUGGACCAAAACGGCAAUGAAUGGAGAACUGAAAACCAAAGCUCUGCUGACAGUCCUUCUGAACUCAACCUUUCCUUGAGAGAACGACGACAGUCUCGAAACAGCAUUCAAGGGGCAAGUGCCUCCUACUGGUCACAAGAGCAUGAUAGGGCAUCUAGGCUGGACUCCGGUUCUGGCUCAGGGGACAGUGCCACAGACCGGCUGUUGGGCCGAACCAGCUCUUACACCCGCCGUGAGAACAGGCUGGCAUCGCUGAGCAAGGCGGACGAUGAUGGCAGCUCCAAGGACUUUAAGAAGAUGUACGAGGACGCCUUGGCUGAGAACGAGAAGCUGAAGUCCCGGCUGGAGGACAGCAGGCAGGAGCUGGCCAGCAUCCGAACGCAGCUGGAGAAAGUCACACAGAAACAGGACCGAAUAUCUGAAAGGUCCAGUGUGCUUGAGACAGAGAAAAGGGAGAAGCGUGUCCUGGAGAAAAAGGUCUCAGAAAUGGAGGAAGAGCUGAAGGCUCUGCCCCAGCUGGCUCAGCUCCAGGCCCUGCGGUGGAGGAACGAGAGGCUCCAGGCUGAGAACAGAGCCAUGCUGCGGGUCCUCGCCCGCCUCUCAGAGAUGGCCUCCCUGCCCGAAACUGAGGACCUCUAACCCCACCCCCCAGCCCCUGCCCCCUUCCUCACCUCCACCUCCGUCCUCCACCUCCACCCCUGUCUCCACAUUUCCACCUGCUCGUCUGCGUCCUCCUUCACCUGUCUCCUCUCUGCUGCUGUGGUCCCAGGCAGGUACUGACAGAACUCAAGUCUGACAAUCAGAGGCUGAAGGAUGAGAACGGGGCUUUGAUCCGAGUCAUAAGUAAGCUGUCAAAGUGAGGGGGGGGGAGCUUGCCUGACUCCACCCCCUACACCCCCUCACCCCCCACACCCCAAGAGAGGUGAUCUGCUGAUCCCAGAAUUUUAUUGUAUUUUUUUUGUUGCGGGGGGUGGGGGGGGGGGGGGUUGCGGGGAGCAAGGGACUCUCGAUUGAACAAGGAAACAAUAAGAAACAUGAAGAGUUCAGUAUUUCUCCCCCCUGCUUGUCUGCAUGCCUGAUCACACCUUAUUAUAUUGAGCACCCACACCACGGGGUCAGUACAUGGCAAUAGCACACAGGCUGGCGGAGAGCUUGUCUUUAUCUAAAGAUAAUUAAUUGAACAGUCAUAGAAGAGAAUGGAAACCUGAUUAUGUCAGUGUGUCUGUCUAACUAUGUACAUGAACACUGGCACAGAAAGUACCUUUAUGGAAAUGGGAUAUACUGCAAGGUAUUUUAAAUAAUUUUGGAAAACAUUUUUUAAAAUUUUAAGAAAAAUGAAUAUCACAGCCAUGGGUAAUUUUUACCUGAAUGUGGCAGUACUUUGUAUUUGACCCAUAAAUACUGAUAUGUCUCAAUUGCUUUUCUGGUCUGGAUAAUAUAUUUUGUUUCAAUAUAUGCUGUUUUAAAUUCCAUUUCCAUAAAAGUACACAAUGACACAAUAGCAAAGUGUUCCUUCCCCCACCCAUGCACCCCUUCUAUAAUGAGCACUUUCACUAUGUCAUGUGAGGCAUAACAGGGAAGCAGUGCGAAGACAGUUUCUAACCUCCACGUUUAGUGAAUGUUUUAUUUAUUAUCCUUUAUUUGGUUUUAGACAUUGUGUGCCUUAUAUAAAGUUUAUUUUUCCUUUGAUAUUUAUCUUUCAUGACCAUGUAUAAAGCAUUCACCAGGACACUCCAAAUAGUGCCUCGUUUAGUAGGACGCACUGCUUUAAAAUGAAACGAUAUGAAAUGAUAUUUUCACCUUUUGCAUGGCUGACAUACAUAUAUUAUAUUGUACAUCACCAUAAAUGCACUGCCACUGAAUCAUGUGUUUCAUGUGGUAUGUAUUAUUCUUUCUUUUUUUUUUCCAAUUUCCUGUACUCGACCUAUAGUCUAACUGAGUAACAAGGUGCCCUUUAAACCCCUUGUGCCUUCAUCCACGGAUAGAGAGCAAGCUGCCCCUGCAGUGUGAACACUGUUACAGGAUUACUCCUCUGCAUGUUACAUGAAGCAGCCUAUGUUUUUACUGUUUUCAGAUACUAAAAUCUUUCACAGAUAUGUUUGCCAUCACAACUUUUGAGUGCAUUUCACAGUGAAGUACAGGAGUGCUACUUUGUUUGUUAAAGUGGAGCUGUUAUAAUUGAAUGCCUAAUAAACUCCAAAGGUUUUAUGUCAUUUCAAA